Molecule: messenger RNA, 1785 nt
Organism: Spinacia oleracea (spinach)
Lineage: Eukaryota; Viridiplantae; Streptophyta; Magnoliopsida; Caryophyllales; Amaranthaceae
Product: geraniol 8-hydroxylase
Exons: 2
Coding region: 73-1593 (506 amino acids)
Molecular function (GO): heme binding; oxidoreductase activity, acting on paired donors, with incorporation or reduction of molecular oxygen; iron ion binding
Source: RefSeq, a predicted model, not a curated record
GAAGUUUCUAUAUAAGGAGUUUUUCUUUUACAUCAGAUCAACAAUCACGCCUUUUCCCCAAAAGAUAUAUACAUGGAUUUGUUGAGCUACAUAAUGUGGAUACUACCAACAUUUGUAGCAAUCUUUUUACUCAUAUCACUACCCAAACCUAAAUCAUAUGCUAAAAACUUACCCCCUGGACUAUUCCCUUUGCCUAUAUUUGGCAACCUCUUUAAAUUAUUUCCACACAUCACCAAACCUCACAAGUACUUCGCCGAGCUAGCUAAGACUCAUGGUCCCAUCAUGAGCCUUCAACUCGGCUCCACAACUGCCAUUGUUGUUUCGAAUUCCAUGCUCGCCAAACAAGUCCUCCUCAAAAAUCAUGACGUUUUCUCGUCCCUUUAUGAUCUUGAUGCUGUCCGAGCUCACGAUCAUGAAAAGUUCUCUAUUGGCCCAUUAUCGGCCUCUUCCCCAAUGUGGAAGGUCCUUAGAAAAAUUUACAACACAAAAUUGUUGAGUGACAAAAUGCUAGAAACCAUGCAAGAACAUAGGUACCGAAAGUUGGAGGAGUUGCUAUAUUAUAUGAAAAAAUGCUCACAAACCAAUACCAUUGUCGAUGUUGGACAAGCGGUAUAUGAUGCUUCUUUCGAUAUGAUUUCUAGCACCAUUUUCUCCAUGGAUUCCGGUAGUGAUGUGAGGAUAAGAGAGAUUAAGGAUCUAAUGGAUUGCAUCAUAAAAGAGAUAGGGAGACCUAACAUAGUCGAUUGUUAUCCUCUUUUAAAAAUGAUCGAUCCACAACGUAUAAGACAUCGAUUAACAGCUUAUUGUGUUAAAUUAUUUAAGUUAUUUGAUGAAAUUGUAGGCAUGAGAUUGAAGUCCAGGAAAGAUCAAGUGCACUCUUUAGGGUUGUACAAUGAUCUUUUGGACGUGAUCUUAGAUGUUAUGGAAGAACAAAGCGAUGAAAUCAAUCGAGAUCACCUCCACCAUCUACCAUUGGAUCUAAUUGGUGCUGGAAUGGAUACAACAUCAAAAACAAUGGAGUGGGCGAUGGCAGAGUUACUUCGAAACCCUGUCUUUCUACGCAAGUUACAAGAAGAAUUAGACAGUGUGAUCGAAAAAGGCAAUAUUAUCCUGGAAUCGCAGAUCUCCGAACUUCCGUACUUACAAGCAAUUGUCAAAGAAACCUUAAGACUUCAUCCAUCAGCUCCAUUAUUACUCCCACGCAAAGUGGAGAAAGACGUGGAGAUUGAUGGGUUUCAACUCCCAAAGGGUGCUAUGCUUAUAGUUAACGCAUGGGCUAUUGGUCGCGACCCAAAUAACUGGGAUGACCAGGAUUCAUUCAUUCCCGAUCGGUUCAUGGGAUCGGAGCUUGACGUGAAAAGCCAAUUUACUCAGCUAUUUACAUUUGGUGCAGGGAAGAAAAUAUGCCCUGGAAUGCCAUUGGCCAUACGUAUGAUAUCUUUGGUUUUGGGUAACUUGGUUUGUUUGUUUGAUUGGAAAGUUGAAGAAUUAGGGAUGGAAAAGGUUUUGGACAUGGAUGAUCAUUACGGGAUUACUAUAAAAAAGACAACGUCCCUACGUGUUCUUCCCAUUCAUCGUUCGCACAGGCAAUAAUUUAGAUGAUCAUUAAUGCUGCAAUUAUUUCCAUAAUUAUGAAUUAUGAUAGUAAUUAAGUUAUUUUUGUUUGCAUGUAAUGGUCUAGGGGACCAUUCUUGAAGGGGUUCCUUACCUAUAGCUCUAUAAGGUUCUUUGUUUGUGUAUGUUAGCGUUUUCUUCUUUUAGUUUCUUUUUCCGAGUAUUAGCUUA